Messenger RNA from Cryphonectria parasitica EP155, 825 nucleotides. RefSeq lists its product as uncharacterized. The coding region runs from base 1 to 825 and encodes 274 amino acids. The record is from RefSeq and is a predicted model, not a curated record. NCBI's taxonomy places the organism in Eukaryota, Fungi, Ascomycota, Sordariomycetes, Diaporthales, Cryphonectriaceae. The transcript has a single exon.
AUGGGAAACAAGCCACUUCAAAAGGGCUCAAGGGCAAAAGGACCCCAGAAAGGAAGCUUCAACCCACACUAUGAUGACAGGAACAAAAAGCAUGGAGUCUUGUCAGACUUCAGAGCCCAGCAGCUUGGACCAUUAAUCAUUCUCAGGUUUCAUUCGCCAAAGGCUCAGCACCAGGCACUUGCCAGAUUAGAAGCAUUUUAUGAGUCCAAGGAUGCUGUUGGGACAUACAUCAGCCUGGCCAAUCCCCAGACCAGAAGACUCUGCCCCAAUUACAAGGCCUUCAAUUUGCCCACUAGUGCAAUCUAUGACUGGCUGGUUGCCAUGCGGACUGCAGAGUUGGGCGCAUCUCAGAGUAUCGCCGGAAAAUUUGAGGCAGCAUUCCAGGGAUGGUGGGGUCCUUUCGUCAACACUGAGGAAUCUCGUCUCUUAGCCCACCUCGCCCAGGCCGGUUGUUUCGGCCGGCUAUCAGCACGCGGUGAAGUGCCGAGCUACCUCAUCUCCGUCUCUGAGCAGUCUGCCAUCCUUCACGAGGCCUUGCACGCUCUUUACUUCCUGCACUCGGAUUACAGGGAUCGGGCACAGGAGGUAUGGGACAGGCUGUCGAAACGAUGUCAGUUGACGAUACAACAGGGCAUGGUGCUGAGGGGCUAUGGGAGCCAUGUCUGGGUCGAUGAGUUCCAGGCAUAUGUCAGUGAAAAUGUGGGGGAGUUCGGAAACAAGACGAAAGAAGAGUGCACCGAAGUGAAGAAGCUGCUCCUGUCAGCACAGGAGGUCGCAUGGAAAGAACUCGGUAUGAACAUCAGCGCAAUUCAUCAGGGUCCUUAA